CUGUGUGUGAAGAAAUGGAGAAAAAGUUUACACAGGUAGGUUUAUUCCUUUUAUUUCGGCAAAUAAAAGUACUUUCUCACAUCCUCUCAGAUAAAAUAACUGAGGACUUUUAGCGGAAGUGGAUUUCUGGAGCAGGAGCUCCUGCCGCAGCUGCUGGGUGGUGGGUUUGUUUUACCUUUUGCCUCACCUGGAGAAGAAAGAGAAAGUCAGACGCGUCUGAUCCGAUCGGAUGCGAUGUUGUGGUCGGGUUGUGCAUCUAUCUCUCUCUCUCUCUCUAACUUUGCCCCUUCUCUAGCUCCCUGUCAUUCUCUCCCUCCCUCUGUCGCCCUUUUCUUUGCUUCUCCUCCCUCUUUCAGCUCCAUGACACUCGGCUGUUAACAAUCAGAGUUUUCUCCCGCUGUCCAUCUUCCCUCUCUGUUUUUUACAUGUGUUCAAAGUCAGUCAACCAGUGAUCGCUGGAAGCUGGGGAUUGAGUCUUUCAGUUUUUAACCCCACUCGCUGACAUGGAGGGCUUUCUUCGUAGCAGCUUUUUACUGAGCAGAGUAAUGUCUUCUAAGCAAGCCACAUCCCCUUUUGCCUCUGUGGUUGACGGCGAUGAUGCCAUGAGCCAGGAACACUUGUCUUGGGAGAAGGAUGAAAGCGCAGAUGCCCACGGCACACCUCAGCUGCCCUUACACAGUUUGCUCCAUGGCAAAGCCCCGGAUGAAAUGCAGCCACUCAGCAGCGUACCACCAGAGAGUGACUGGGACAGCCUGGUGUCAGCACAGCAGCGCAUGGAACCUGACAGCAAUAAAGUAUGUUCCCUGUACUCCUUCCGGAACAAUUCUACUUCUCCACACAAACCUGAGGAGGGGGCCCGGGAGCGAAGUGACCUGCUGAGCGGAUCAGCGUUCGGAACUCCGGAGCGCCGCAAAGGAAGCCUGGCAGACGUUGUGGACACGCUGAAGCAGAAGAAGCUGGAGGAGAUGACAAAGACAGAGCAAGAUGAAUCCUCAUGCAUGGAGAAACUUCUUUCUAAAGACUGGAAAGAGAAGAUGGAGAGGCUCAACACCAGCGAGUUGCUCGCCGAGGUUAAAGGUACCCCAGAGGGUCUGGCAGAAAAGGAACACCAGCUCUCCACAAUGAUCACCCAGCUGAUCAGCCUGCGAGAGCAGCUCCUGGCUGCCCACGAUGAGCAGAAGAAGCUCGCUGCUUCACAGAUGGAGAAACAGAGGCAGCAAAUGGAGUUGGCUCGACAUCAGCAGGAGCAGAUUGCAAGACAACAACAGCAGCUUCUGCAGCAGCAGCACAAAAUCAACCUCCUUCAGCAGCAGGUCCAGGUCCAGGGUCACAUGCCUCCGCUCAUGAUCCCCAUCUUUCCACACGACCAGCGCACUCUAGCAGCAGCAGCUGCUGCUCAGCAAGGCUUUCUCUUCCCCCCAGGAAUGUCCUAUAAGCCAGGUGAUAACUACCCGGUGCAGUUCAUUCCAUCCACAAUGGCAGCUGCAGCAGCGUCAGGACUCAGCCCCCUCCAGCUCCAGCAACUGUACGCCGCCCAGCUUGCCAGCAUGCAGGUGUCUCCUGGAGCCAAGAUGCCUCCGCUACCACAACCCCUCAAUGCAAGCGGGCCCAUCUCUCCUUCAUCUCUAAAGAAUGACAAGAGUUCUUCAAGCCCCAUCACUCAUGUAAAGGAGGAGGGAACACAGCCCCUCAACCUGUCUGCUCGGCCAAAGACGACAGAAAUGGUCAAAUCUCCGACAUCCCCAACAUCAAACCUGUUCCCAGGCAGUAAAAGCAGCCCAAACAGUCUCAUCGGCAAAGGCGGCAUCCCCAGCCCACUUGGAGGAGGCCUUGGCCGGGACAUUCUGUCCACCCUAAACUCCACUGCGUUGUUCGGGGACCAGGACACGGUGAUGAAGGCGAUCCAGGAGGCUCGUAAGAUGAGGGAGCAGAUCCAGAGGGAGCAGCUCCAACAUCACCAGCAGGGCAUAGAUGCAAAACUGUCUGCCCUCAGUUCAGUGGGCCUCAACCACUGUAGAGUUGAUAAGGAAAGGGUGCAUUUUGACAGCCUCGGGCACCACCUUGGCAAAUUGGGAGACGAAGGAAAGAUCGGACACAGAGUGAUCGACCUCACCAGGCCUGAGGAUCUAGAUGGAGGUGCUGGAUCUACCGAGGCAAGGGUCUUCAGGGAGGCCCGAGGACGCAACAACAACGAGCCCCACAUUAAAAGGCCUAUGAACGCAUUCAUGGUGUGGGCCAAAGAUGAGCGGCGCAAGAUCCUCCAGGCUUUCCCUGAUAUGCACAACUCCAACAUAAGCAAGAUUUUGGGUUCAAGGUGGAAGGCUAUGUCUAACCAGGACAAGCAGCCGUACUAUGAAGAGCAGGCUCGUCUGAGUAAACUCCAUCUAGAGAAGUAUCCCAACUACAAGUACAAGCCAAGACCUAAGAGGACCUGCAUUAUCGAUGGCAAAAAACUCCGCAUUGGAGAGUACAAGCAGAUGAUGCGCUCUAGGCGGCAAGAGAUGAGACAGUUCUUCACUGUGGGCCAACCACCUCAGAUUCCCAUCACCACCAGCGCCAAUAUGGUCUAUCCAGGGGGCCUAACCAUGGCAAACACCACACCUUCACCUCAGAUGACGUCGGAGUGCUCCAGUGCCUCGGUGAGCCCUGAGCCAUCCAUUCCCGUCAUUCAGAGCGCCUACAACAUGAAGCUAGAGCCCAAUGCAAUGGUGAACAACGAGCCGGUCAACGGCGAGGACGAGAUGGACAUGUACGAGGACUUCGAGGACGAGCCCAAAUCAGACUAUAGCAGUGAGAAUGACACACAGGAGCCAGUCUGCGCCAACUGAGACCUGUUUUACUCAUGAAGAGACAGCAUUCACACAGGAGGAGGCCCCGAGGGCUGUUCUGAUCCGUGGAAGGAAGGAGCAAAAAGAACAACAAAAACUUUACCACAUGGGUUGGAGAAACCUUUCAAAAGAAAAAUAAUAAUGUGGAAUCAUGUGGAAGCCUGCAUGCAGCUACGGCUUCAUCAGUCAAAGCUAUUUGGUCUUAAUUAUUUCUUCAAGUUUGUGAAAUAGUUUGUUUUGUGGUAAUUUAUAUAUAUUUUUUUUAUUUCAUUGUUUGUUUGUUUUUUUUUUUUUCAUUAAAGAUCACAGACAGAUACACAGUUUGUUGCCUAAAGCAAAAGAGAACUUGAAGGUAAACAUGGUAUGAACCUAUAAUACUUAAAGUCACAUUGUUUUCAUUUAUUACUAUAUGAUUUUGCUAUGUCACCUAACUGUUCAAGAUGGGAAAAAUAUUCUCACUCAGGUAUAGUGUGCCAGCCAACAGCUUGUGAAUGUUUUUAACCAAGAGAAAAAAUAAUAUCAAAACACAAAUAUGGAGAGAUUCCAGUUUAGACACAUUAUUAUUAUUAUUAUUAUUAUUAUUAUUAGUAGUAGUAGUAGUAGUAGUAGUAGUAGUAGUAGUAGUAGUAGUAGUAGUAGUAGUAGUAGUAGUAGUAGUAGUAUGAGUAUUAGUAUUAUUCAUUUGUUUUUGCUGCAUAAUUCAGUGUGGAAGUGCCAAACAUUUCAUGUUUUUCAAUUAGAGGCUUUGAAGACAAUCUCUUCAUCUCUUAAUGCAGCUUCAUUAGACAGUCUUUUUGCUCUACCAGAAAAGGACAAAUGAAACUCAGGAACUUGGAGGUAGCAAGUUCUGCAGAAAGUAACAAGUUGUACCUGUGAGUGGAAGUUAUGUUAGCUGUAAUCCAUAGAGAUCAAUGCAGUGGGCAGUAGUGGCACGAGACACCCCGUUUUAUUUCCCUCGUCCCAGUCCAAACACGGCAAUGUGGAAUCCCUCUCUCAUUUCCCGCUCUGCAACCCUGUAUAAAUCAACAGGAUCUUAAUCAGCGAUUGUAAUCAGGCCAGAAUGCUAAAGGGCCAAAGGCCCCCAAUCUUCAGGAUUGGAACAGAAGUGAAAGGCAGCUUUGGAGGCAUUACAAUCUUAAAUUGAUGUUGUACAAUGUGUGGCUGCAAAUCUACAGUACAUUCUGUUAAACACUUUAGCCCCAUUUGGAUGGCAUGUUUAAAGUCUUAGGUCUUAAAAUGUAAUUUUUUUCAGACAUUGUAAAUCUUAAACGGACACUAAGAAGUCUUAAGUGGGGGGGGCGGUUAUCUUGUUGAUGCUGUGGAAUGAUUACUAAAGUCAUAUUGAAAGGAGUGACAGAUUGCCAGGAAGUCCCUCAACAAAGAGAAGAGCCUGCCAUCAUGUUUGUUUUCCCACCUCUGUGCAUCUCACGAAGGUGACUUUAUUUCUUGGGGAGUUUUAAUGCACUUCCAUAUAACCUCUGCCAUCAUCGAGCAUUGUUGUAAAAAUUCGUCUAAUCUUAAACAUAACAUAGGAGGCAUCACCAUCUGCAACAAUUCUUUGAAGAAACUUGUAUGAGUUUUACUGAAAACAAAUUCAGGCAACCUGCCGCCUGCUCUAUGUAGAAGACAUUUAGGGUUCUGGGGCUUGAUGCUAAGGAUCAGUCUGUAGAGCAGGUCUAAGUGGCUCUCCUCUGACCCCAGUCUUCAGCAUUCUCAACACUCAGGGGGCGCCAUCUGGCUUGGAGAAGGAGAAAGCAGCAGGAAGGAGUGGGGAAACAAUAAAAACUGGGUGUGUGUCCCUCAUUGUGCUCUCCAUCAAAGUGCUGGAAGUAAGGCCUCAACAGGGCUUCCACCCCGGCCCAAUCACCAGGCACUGGCGAGCAGAUGGAACAUGUACAUCAAGCUGUGGGAGAUUAUUAAAAUGACUGACGAGUGGGUAUCAUCUGAAAUCCAGCAUUAUUAAUUCAUGAGUCCAGUUAUUCCCCUGCCUUGCCCUUGAACCUUUCCAUUUCAGUGAGAGCACAGAUCUUUGUAAAGGAGCUGAAUAGCUGGUCACUGACUUUAAGUGGUCAAGAUCCCCACUGCUGGUCACUGCAUUUUUCUCCUGCCUCUAAUUGGUACAGAUGGCUCUGCCUUGCUCUGUAGCUCUUAUUUGCAUUAUCUAAAUAUUUGCAAACAUUCAGACAUAAUUCAUGUGUGUUUUAUGAAUCACUUUUUUUAGUUAGUUUCUAUUUUAUUAUUUUUCCAUUAAAUUUUUUUCCACACUUUUCUAAUUUGCAAACAUCAAAGCAAUCAAUGGAUGCUCUCCUACAAGUUGAACCAUCUCCUUCCGAGUCAACCAGUUUGGUAUUUUUAAGGUGUUUCCUCCUGUUUGCUGGCAGUUAGAUUGAUUUGUAUGUGAUUGUAAAUAAUUUUAUGACCAUGCCAAGCUGCUUCAGUUGGCUGGCAUUCGGACACUUGACUGUGCUUAUACAGCAAAAACACACACAAAAAAGAAAAAAAAGAAGAAAAAAAAAAGGACAACACGGGCUCACAAAGAGACAAUGUGUUAUAAGCACUGGAUAUAAAUCAUAUUUUUUAGCAAUUCUGAUUAAUGUGAAGUUGUUUGACGAAGAACACCAUGGAUGAACAGGAUUCCCCGGCCUGACUCAAGCGGGUUUGUUGUCACACUUGCCAGAUUUGGGUCCUUUUUGUGUUAAGCUUUUUCGUCUACUUAUUUUGUGUAUUCUUGCAAAGACAUACAAUAAAUGAACGCUUUGUUUAGGCUUCAGGGCUUGUCUUGGUGAAAGACUCAGCACAAGAAAUGUGAGCAGAAGAUUUAACAGCAGGCUCAGAGAGCUGUGAAACAACAAUGUCAGAGCAAAGUAUAUUGUGUUUGAUACAGUAGUGUAUCAACAUACUGUAUUUAUUAUUAGCCUCAGCUGGCUCUAAAAUUGACAGUAAAACAACAAAACCAAGGACAAUCACAAAAUUGGAGAUAAAAAUAAGUUUCAGUGAAUUCACCAUCUCGUUAAGAUUUUAUUGUAAAUAUGAGCAAUGAAUAUAUUUUUGUUCUUUAGUAUAAGUUAUGUAUUUGGCUGUUUAAUUUCCUCUUUUAUGCUAUUUGUCCUAAUAGCUGACAAGUGGCUGUACCUCAUGUGAAUGCUGAACUUUUCUGCUAAUUAUAAGUUUGGUCCCAACAGAGAGAGAACGAUAGGGAUAUUCUUAACUAUUCAAAGCACCAAUACAAGCUUACCUUAUCAGACUUAUAAGGCAAAAGGUACUGAGUCAAAAAAGCACUUAAUGUAUAUUAAUUAUUCAUCUAUUUGUUUCCAAUCAUAAACAUGUCUGGUACGAUAUCAUUUUGAUGCUGUUAAUCCUCACUUGUUUUUGGUUUAUUUUAGCAAUUAGCUAUUUGUUUCAGUGGGAAGCUCCGAUCAUCUGAAAAUACCUGCAUGCAUUCAACUUGCAUUGACAUUAAUAUAAAAUGAUGUACCUUUUCAUUGUUUCAAAAAGUAGUUUUAAACACAAAGGAUAUUAUUUUUGUUUGUUUCAAAGGUGGGAGUGCACAAGUUUUUUUUUUUUUUUCAUUUAAUGUUGUAAAAUGCACAGAUAACGUGCAUCGCCAACUUUACGUAUGCUGCCGAUUUUCAACAAACAUGUCGCCGACUAUCCAAGAUCUGUAAACGUAGCUUUCACAAUUGGUCUCAAUUUUUCCUCCUGUAAGACAUGCAAAAAUGGUUUGGAUGAACUGAAGACAAAGGAUUCUAUGCUGUUUGAACAUUACUGUAAUUUGACUUAUUGUUUUUUUGUUUGUCUAAACCUUGUGAUGUAAAUGGUGGGAAUGUUCUCUGUGUUAAUUUAAUCAGCACAAUUCACUGACAUGCUGGACUGACAUGCUAGCUGCUGUUCAGAAAGUGUAAAAAAAAUGUGCCAUUGGGGGCAACAUUUUAAGCUGCCCUCGGUACUCUGCUUUUAAGAGUUGUCUUUUCAAGCAACACUGUGUGGGGCUCUUCUAUGACUGGAGCCGCUGUUUCGAAGAAUUGCCGGCAGCCUGAAACAAUUUUCUGCAUAGAAUCCUUUUGAUUAUUUCCUCUCCCUGCAGGUACCUAUAAGCCCAUGGCAAGUAUUGUUUGGGUGUCAUUAGAAAACAGGAAAUACAUUGUGUCUGUUGCUGCUUUGAAAAAAAAAAAGUUUAUGUCUGAAUAUGUAAAUAGUUUAUCAUAAUAUCUUGUACAGUCCAAUGUAAAGUUUUUAAUUCAACUUAAAAACAAAAUUGCCAUCACAUUUGUGUUCACAUUCUUCUUUAUACAGAACAAAAAAAAAGGUCAAUUACUUGCAAAUGUGUAUUAUUGCUUGAAAAAAAGAAGAAAAUGUUAUUAUUUUUUAUGUUCUGUUUCGCUUGGCUUCAAAGUGUACACCAGCAUUCUUUGGUUUUUAAUGUGCAGUAUUGACGUGAGGUAAACUUAAGGUGAAUAAUUUUUCAUUGGUGUGUGUGUGUGUGUGUGUGUGUGUGUGUGUGUGUGUGCGUGUGUGGAGGGCUGCAUCCUCAGCUUUGGUAGUAUUAAUACACCAUAACAAGUAAAAACGUACCAAUGAUUGACACGCCCCGGUGCAUCUUGGCACCAUGCAAGUGUGUUUACUGUAAAUUAUUAAAUUAUGCCCACAGGAUCAAUUCAGAUAUAAUAUGAAACAGCAUUUUCUGUAUGCGUUGGUCCAUUGUAUGAAUGCAGCAGUGGGCUAAAGAAACUGUCGGUUUUAGCUUAUUUACCUCAAGAAUUUCCUUGUUUUCUGUAAAAGAGACAGACAUUGUGUUGCAGAGAGGUUCACACAUCACUCCAUCUUUUGUACUGCUGUUGACACUUACCGAUUAAAGAGACAUUUUGUUUUAAA
This is a messenger RNA of Girardinichthys multiradiatus, 7700 nucleotides long. It is a transcript of the gene sox6, whose product is annotated as SRY-box transcription factor 6. Gene Ontology annotation, molecular function: DNA-binding transcription factor activity, RNA polymerase II-specific; RNA polymerase II cis-regulatory region sequence-specific DNA binding. Gene Ontology annotation, biological process: regulation of transcription by RNA polymerase II; cell fate commitment; positive regulation of chondrocyte differentiation. The transcript is spliced from 17 exons. The record is from RefSeq and is a predicted model, not a curated record. NCBI's taxonomy places the organism in Eukaryota, Metazoa, Chordata, Actinopteri, Cyprinodontiformes, Goodeidae. The coding region runs from base 504 to 2828 and encodes 774 amino acids. Gene Ontology annotation, cellular component: nucleus.